Molecule: messenger RNA, 2181 nt
Organism: Suricata suricatta (meerkat)
Lineage: Eukaryota; Metazoa; Chordata; Mammalia; Carnivora; Herpestidae
Gene: LAD1
Product: ladinin 1
Exons: 10
Coding region: 33-1523 (496 amino acids)
Molecular function (GO): structural molecule activity
Source: RefSeq, a predicted model, not a curated record
ACGCGCACUCGGCGGCCCGCGGGCUCAGCGGCAUGGCUGUCAGCAGGAAGGACUGGUCCCGGCUGUCCAGCCUGGCCAGGCAGUGGACCCUGGAAGAUGAGGAGGAACAGGAGCGAGAGCGCCGGCGGCGGCACCGGAAUCUGAGCUCCACCACGGACGACGAGGACCCCAAGAUCGCCCAGAAUGGAGACACACCGGCUGCCCAGAGACUGCCCAGUGUGGAAGAGGUGGAGGUGCCCAAGCCACAGACCGCAGCCCCUAGAGAGGAGGACGAGGACAGCCAGGCCAUCCUCAGGACACGGCAGGAGCGGAGGCAGAGGCAGCAGGCGGUGCAGGCCCCUGUCCAGCUGCAGGCAGAGGAGGGAGGGGACAGCUCUGGCUCCGGGCAGGCCAGGCAGCAGCCCCUCGUGCCCAGGAAGGAGGCGGAACUGUCUCCUCGCCGGAGACUGAGGCGAGAGCAGCGAGGCCCCUGGGCCAGGGAGGAGGAAAGCUUGGUGGGCCAAGAGGCAGAAGGUGGAAAGAAGGGGGUCUCAGAGAAGACAGUAGCCCCUGGAAAGAGACUGGCCUCAGAGGAGACCUCCAUCUUGGAGAAGGCCCCGGGACCUGAGAAAACUUCUGUGUCAGUGAAGAGAGCCAUCUCAGAGAAGAUGUACAUUCUAGAAAAAACCAGCGUCUCUGAGAAGUUGCCGUCUCCAGGAAAGACAUCAGACUCAGAAAGGAGACUGGUUUCUGAGAAAGCGCAGCUCUUUGAGAAGUCUCUGGUGUCGGAGAAGACCUCGGGUGCAGAGACAAAGCUGGCUCCAAAGACGGUGGCAGCCUCAGGGCAGCCCCAGGCAGGGGGGCGGCUGGCUUCUGGGGGGAGCCAGCCCACCACCACGGAGCAGAGGGGAAGUGCCCGCUCUGAGAAGAGCCCGCCAUCCUUGGCAGAGCUGGGAGAGCAGGAGGUGCCAGACCCUCCGACUGUGGCUUCCCGCCUCCCGCCCAUCACACUCCAGGUGAAAAUCCCCAGCAAGGUGGAAGAGGUGGAUACACACUCACCCACUCAGGCCACCUACAGCAGCUCCCUCAAACGCUCCAGCCCCAGGACCAUCUCCUUUCGGAUGAACUCCAGGAAAGACAACUCAGAAACAACCUUAACGCGCAGCGCCAGCAUGAGGCUCCCGGCCAGCACGGUCAAGUUGGGCGAGAAGCUGGAGAGAUACCACACGGCUAUUCAGAGAUCAGAGUCAGUCAAGUCUCCAGGCUCCUCCCGCACCGAGUUCUUUGUGGCUCCUGUGGGUGUAGCCAGCAAGCGCCACCUCUUUGAGAAGGAGCUGGGGGGCCAGAGCCGAGCAGAACCAGCCUCCAGCCGGAAGGAGAACAUGAGGCUCUCAGGGCUUGUGACAUCACGGCUCAACCUGUGGAUCAGCAGGACCCAAGAGUCUGGAGAUCAGAACCCCCAGGAGGUGCGGAAAGAGCCGGCAGCCACCAGGAGAGCCCAGUGGGGAAAGAAAGCAGAUUCCUCUCUGGAUGCUGAGGUGUGACGAGCCCUCUGCGGGGACAGACAAGCAAGUCUGCAUCUCAGGGGCCCUCCCUCAGGCCCUGUCUCCAGCAGCAUUCCUGUCUCUCACUGCCCUUGCCCCCUCUCUGCCUCUGGACCUGGGACCGGGAGUGUCGAGGCUCCUGCCCAGCCCAGCAUCUGGGGGGCAGGUGUGCCCUGGCACCUUCUCCCCCCACUGCAGGCACCACAGAUCCCAGGACCCACCAUCAGCCCAGGGCAUGGUGUUGGUUCUUGUCAGCACCGCAUGGCUGCCACAUCCUGUCCAGAGAUGGCUUCUAGUUCCCACUCAUGUCCAGGGUCAGGGCGGUACUGUCUCUGAAGAACCUCAGGGUCGCCUCUGUGACCUGCCUCCAGCAGGUGCCGCAUGUGCCUGUGAUGUCCCUCACUGAGGCCCGGACUUAUGCACCUCAGCCCCUGGGGCCUGCUUCGCGCUUGCUGAGGCCCGUCGCACUGUGUCUUCCGAGCGCCUCAUCUCCCUGCUUUGUUCUCCUCUUGCUUCCUGGGCCUGCUGCUCUGGGCAGGAGCCCAGCGCCUUUCUCUGCACCCCUUCACCCUCCUUCUGAAAAAGCUGCUCUCAGGAAAGGUCUGAUAAACUCAUUCACUCUCAGGUGUAAGUGACUAAUAAUAACCUUAAAAAUGGA